Telopea speciosissima is the source of this 1377-nucleotide messenger RNA. RefSeq names its product G-patch domain-containing protein 1. Gene Ontology annotation, biological process: regulation of ribosome biogenesis. Gene Ontology annotation, cellular component: nucleolus. The record is from RefSeq and is a predicted model, not a curated record. Bases 84 to 1217 code for a protein of 377 amino acids. Gene Ontology annotation, molecular function: nucleic acid binding. The transcript has 11 exons. NCBI's taxonomy places the organism in Eukaryota, Viridiplantae, Streptophyta, Magnoliopsida, Proteales, Proteaceae.
UCGCAGGGUUUUCCUCUCUUCCUCUCUUUUUGAGAGGGCACCGUUAGAGCAGGACGAAGGGAAGAUCGUCGGUGAAAGAAGGCAUGGCGGCACCAGAAGCUCCCCUCCGCUAUGUCGGUAUAGAGAAACAGUCUGCGGCCUUUCGCCUCAUGAAGCAAAUGGGAUGGGAAGAAGGCGAAGGACUCGGGAAAGACAAGCAAGGAAUUAAGGGAUAUGUCAGAGUUAAAAACAAGCAAGAUACUACAGGUGUUGGUUUAGACAAAGCUAAUAACAAUUGGGCAUUCGACACCAAACAAUUUGAUAACAUUCUUAAAAGAUUGAAAGUGCAAGUAGCUAAACCUGACCAUGAAGAUCCUGAGAAAAAUGAUGUUCAAGGAGGCACAGAGAACAGUGCUUCUGAAGACGAGGCUGAGGAGCAGGAUGUAGUAGUUAAACCUACUCGACCACAGGGGAGAUACAAGAAAAGAGAGAGGGGGAAGCUUGUCGGCGCAUAUUCUUCAAAGGAUCUUGAGGGAAUUCUUGUCAAGAAGGCUGACGACUCAGAAGCAGAUCAUGAUCAAGCUAGUCAGUUGGAGCAGUUGGAGUUGACAGAGACACAUGAACCUCAUUCUUUUGACCCUGAAGGGACCAUGGAUAAAGAUGUUUCACCAGAAUGGUGGGGUUAUAAACUUGGAUUUGUCUCAGGUGGUUUUCUUGGGGCACAACAUGCAACAAAAAAGGCCUCAUCUGAAACUGCUCAAAGCUGUAAUAAGAGGACUGCUUUUUUUGAAGAAGAUCAAGAGAAUCUUUACAAACUUGUCCAGGACAAAUCCACAAGUGGAAAGCAAGGACUGGGCAUCAAAGAUCGUCCCAAAAAAAUUGCGGGCUGCCACUGGAAGGGAAAGAAGACAUCUUUUAGUGACAACGAGGGAGAGAGUCCUGCUAAUAUAAUGUGUUCCAUAAAACGAAAACACACGGACAUGCUAGAUACAGAUAUGAAUGAGGAUGAGCAGAAAGUGAAGUUGAAAAAGCUGUGCAAACAAAUUUUAUGUCAGGUUCCAAAUGGAUCAAUGAAGCUCAAACAACUUAAAUUACUUAUUGAUGAACAUUCAUCUGCUGUUUUUUCCAAUUUCUCUUCAAGGCGGGAUGCUGUUUCAUACUUGAAGAAGAAGCUAGAAGGUAGUGAUAAGUUCCAUGUCCUGGGGAAGAGAGUGAGUCUCUCAUCAAAGAAAGACUGAAAAUCUUGUUCGGGACUACGAUGGAAAAUUUUGUUAGGGGCUUUGAGAAGUGUAACUAUUUGUACAUUGAUGCGUACAUCGAGCAAAAUGCAGUCAUUAAUUAUCCCGUUAUAUAUUUGAUUGAGCUUAUGAAAAAUGCUUAAGCUUUAUUUUGCGUUGU